Scophthalmus maximus (turbot) is the source of this 4127-nucleotide messenger RNA. Its product is annotated as sentrin-specific protease 5. Gene Ontology annotation, biological process: protein desumoylation. The record is from RefSeq and is a predicted model, not a curated record. Gene Ontology annotation, cellular component: nucleus. NCBI's taxonomy places the organism in Eukaryota, Metazoa, Chordata, Actinopteri, Pleuronectiformes, Scophthalmidae. The transcript is spliced from 10 exons. Bases 373 to 2625 code for a protein of 750 amino acids. Gene Ontology annotation, molecular function: deSUMOylase activity.
UCGGACAACAGCCCGGAGUUGAGCGCGACGUCGUGACGCAAUCAAAGCGCGACGACAGCUCGGCUUGUUGUUUUCUUCGAAUCGUGGUCGGAGCGACGCAACCCCGUAAUCCCACACACAAGGAGAUCAUGGUCGUGUUGUUCCACACAGAGACACUUGCGAUCUGCCAUGAUUAGUCUGCUGGCAUCAAUAGCCUCCAUGGUUGGAAAGGCUUGAGAACUACUUGAUUUCAACACACAAGUGAGAGGAUAAAAAUUAAGGAGAGGACUGAUUUCAACACGUAAAGAUAUAUAGAAGAUCAAAGGACGGGGGAGAACAGGACUGUGGAGAGCGGGUGUCGGGGAUGGGGUUGGAGAGCCAACGGAGGACGUCAUGGUUCACAGCGGCUCUUCUUCCCCAAUGAAAACAACACCAACAGCAUCAUCUCAAUUAACUGUUCCCGCUACAGCACCUCUUCUGCAAGUAGCACCUCCACUGGUGCCUCCCCCUGGAGAUACUUCUGGUCAGGCCCUCACCCAGACCCCUGCCAGAUGCCUCAGCACAGACCUUACCUCUAAAUCGGACUCGACUGCUGGUGCCGAAUCCCCAGUUGUAAACCCAGCAAAAGCACUUGCAACCAACUCGUGCACAGCAUCAUCCUGGUCCUCCACACAGACACCAACCCCUGCUCAAGGCCCAGUCAAUGGCCGUACAUCAAGCAGGAAGAGGACUCCAAAGGCCUGUGACUGCUGUGGACCCAACAGUUCAGGACACCAUGUCAAAAACCCGGGGAGAGGCAGGGGGAAGGCGAGAGGGAGGGGGACUGUUAAGGACCUUGGGAACACCCCGAAAAGAAAAGUGGGGAGCCAGCUGACACAUAUCCGUAGCUUUGAUUUGACCAAUGAGAAGGUAGAUGAAGCAGAGGAGGAAAAUAACACACACGAUAAGGUGCAAACUACUGUGGUAGUGGCUGAUUCUCAGUCACACUCUCUUGCUCCCCUACCUGUCAUAUCUCUGCUGGAUGGACCAAUAAGGAACUGUGCUGCUCCAGAGAAAGGGGGUACGCAGAAAAACGAGGACACGUUGAUAAAGGGGUCAGGGGUCGCUGGGGAAGUUGGAAAAGGAGUUGGGGAUAACAGGAAUUUGGAGAUGAGGUUGUUGGGAAUGGCAGGCAGGGGAGCAUCAGUAGUGGGGGCUAGAGGGAGAGGAGGGAGGGGACUGAUGAUGGGAGCUACGUUUGCAUCGAAAAUGAAAGUAGGAAUUGGAUUUAAGAGACGAGGUGCGAGUUGUGUUGUCAUUGGUUCUAAAAUGGACGCCCCAGCUCAAUCGGUGGUAGUGCAGAAUCAGGAGGAGUACACUGAGGCACAGUUGGAACGUGGAGCUCCCACUGACUUCAGCACGGUUAAAUCUGCAUUUUUAAACGGCGACACGGUUAAUCUUUCUGACUCUGAACCCGAAGGGGAGGCUAAGGAGGACGGCGUGAUCAUGAGUGAAAUGGGAAACGGACUGUUAUCCAUCUCACGGCAGUCAAGGUCCCAAACUCCCCAGGAUGUGAACUCUGACAUGCAGGUGGACCAGACUCUUGACAGAACAGACCAAACUUCUUCCGCAGUAACUCUGUCCAAUGGAAACAUCACUGCACCAACGGACCAUGACCACAGAUCCACACCUAUGGAAGUGGAAACUUGUCAUCUGAACCAGGGCCCCAUUACAGUGUGCGGCAUGCAGCACCACUGGGCAUUAAGAGACCACAGGCUGUACUGUCAGCCGGGAACCUGGGAGAUGGACGAAACGUCAGGUAAGGGUCGGUCAGAAGAAGCAGAGGUGGAUGGAGAGACGCAGAAUGAAGAAAGCCUGGAGCAGCUCACUGACAUGGUCCAUGAGUUUCUGGAGAGCUUCUAUAUGAAGUAUGGCAGUUUCACUCCUCUCAGUGAGACCGACGUCGAGGAACACCUAAAGAAGAACGGAAACUCUGACCUCAGCAAACGGGGACUGGACAUCAAAGGAGAGAUGACUCGGUACAGGUCGGGGCUGGCCUCUGCUCCUAUCGCAGGCUUCAUGGUGAUGUAUAACAAACAUACCCUGGGCCUGGAGGACCUUGGCACACUAGAGGAACAGAACUGGCUCAAUGACCAGAUUAUCAACAUGUAUGGAGAACUCAUUAUGGAAGCAACACAACAAAAGGUCCAUUUUUUCAACAGCUUUUUCCACAAGCAGCUGGUUGCCAAGGGUUACGAUGGCGUGAAGAGAUGGACUAAGAAAGUCGACCUCUUCUCCAAGUGGCUCUUGCUAUUUCCCAUUCAUUUAGAAAUCCACUGGUCUCUCGUCACAGUCACCAUGGCAACCAAAACCAUCAGUUACUACGACAGCCAAGGCAUCGUCUUCAGACACACCACAGAUAACAUUAUGAAGUACCUCCUGUCUGAAGCCAGGGAGAAGGAGCAGACGGCUUUUCAGAAAGGAUGGAAAAUUACUAUCAUCAAGGGUAUUCCUCAGCAGAAAAACGACAGCGACUGUGGAGUUUUUGUCCUCGAGUACUGCCGUUGUCUCUCGGUGAAGCAGCCCCUGCUGUUCAGUCAGGAGGACAUGCCUCGCAUCCGCAAGAGGAUCUACAAGGAGCUGUGUGACUGCCGCCUCAACGACUGAACGACCAAAUAAUAAUCCGUCACUCACUAGCCAACUGCUCUUAAGACCUCCUUUCCGAGUCCGUCAAGACGGCCAUUUUACACACACAAGCUAACGCAACCUGGCCAUCUUGUUUUCAAGGGAGCCCUAUAUGUCGCUGAGUGGCCGUCACUCUGGACUUCCAGUAACUUCCAGUCUGUAGCUAAACAGAUUGUUUUACAUGCAAACUUGCAAAGAACUACUGACGUGGAACACCUACUGACCCCCACCCAAACAAAAAAUGCUGGACCCCGCACACUUCAGGUUGCUUUUGCGUUCUACAUUUACCAUCCCCGAAGGAUUUCAACCAAAGGGCCAAACAGCCACCUGCACGCGCACGCACACACGAACACGCACGCGCGCGCACACACACACACACACACACACACACACACACACACACAUACACACACACACACACACACACACACACACACACACACACACACACACACACACACACACACACACACACACACACACACACACAGAGGGGUUCUGACUUUGACUGAGGAUGCAGGUUGUCGGGCCAGCCUGGACCAACGGGAGGGGCGUUCCCUCCCACGUGGAGUGGCCUUAUCUCCAGGACGGCCCCUUUUUAACCUGAACAACAUUUUUUUAGCAGUUUAUUUCAUGCUGGACUUCGCAGCAGUAGAUGCUGAUAAAUAAUAAGUGCGUUCUUCUAACAGGUCAAUGAAGCGAAGACGUGUGAUUCUGUGGACCAACGGGUCACUUUAAACUUGAACGUUUGAGUUGGUUACAUUCUCCUGGGACUGACGAUAUUUGCACGGUUGAAGGCCUGUCCGUCGUAGAGCCUCUAGAAUAUCAGCUGAAUGUACUGGUCAUGUUUUCUUCCCGGCUGCCUCGCAGGGGUUAUGACAUAAGCGCCAUUGAGGCUAAAUGGCACAGUUUUGCUGCGACUUGAAACAGGGAAAUAUUUUUCAAGCUAUUGUUCUUUUUUCGUUGUUGUUGUUCAUCAGGUUUUUUUUGUCAUUUGCUCUGCAAAUAACGUCUUAUUAAAAUUCCAGUUUUUCCGCCACGUAGUUUUCUGCUUUUUUGUUUGUUUUGUUCUGAUCACAUUCUGGUUUUGCACAUUUUUUUUUUCUUCUUCAGCUGUUUGAGCUAAAAAGCCAUUGUUCAGUGAUGCUUUGACUUUUGAAUCCGACGGUUUGAGUUGAAGACGGUUGGUUGGUAAAUUUGACGUUGACUGUAAUUUAACCAAGACAUUUCUCCAGCGUGAUAUCGUCGCUGCUUCAUGUGGAUGCAUUAACAGAGAAACAAGUGGACCUCAGUUAUUUUGACUAAAACUUCUGUCCAACCUGGGUUUUGUUGUUAUAUUCACGUAUACAAAUAUAUUUACAGAUUGUAUUGUACUGUUACUGGCCUACUACUGUACAUACUUGCUUUGACUUAAAAACCACAGCGGUUCCUGGACUGUUUUUAUUGUUGUUAUUAUUAAAAGGCCAAUACUGCUGUGAGACUGA